Messenger RNA from Parus major (Great Tit), 1094 nucleotides. RefSeq names its product F-BAR domain only protein 1. NCBI's taxonomy places the organism in Eukaryota, Metazoa, Chordata, Aves, Passeriformes, Paridae. Gene Ontology annotation, biological process: clathrin coat assembly; clathrin-dependent endocytosis. The transcript has 8 exons. The record is from RefSeq and is a predicted model, not a curated record. Gene Ontology annotation, cellular component: plasma membrane; clathrin-coated vesicle; cytoplasm. Bases 140 to 1072 code for a protein of 310 amino acids.
GGCACCCCCAUCCCGGGGGGGUUUGGGCCUCUCCAAACGCUGGUCCCGGGGAAAUGGGGGUCCCUUGGGAUUUGGGAUUUGAGGGGGGGUCCCCUGGCAGGGAGAGAAGAACCACGGCUUCGACGUCCUGUACCACAACAUGAAGCACGGGCAGAUCUCCACCAAGGAGCUCGCUGACUUCGUCCGGGAGAGGGCUGCCAUCGAGGAGAACUACGCCAAGGCCAUGGUGAAGCUGUCCAAGAUGGCCACGAACGGGACCCAGCUGGGGACUUUCGCUCCUCUCUGGGAGGUUUUCCGCAUCUCCUCGGACAAGCUGGCCCUGUGCCACCUGGAGCUGAUGAAGAAGCUGCACGACCUCAUCAAGGAGAUCUCGCGCUACGGCGAGGAGCAGGGCCGGGUGCACAAGAAGUCCAAGGAGGAGGUGGCGGGGACGCUGGAGGCCGUGCAGCUCCUGCACGGCGUGGCCCAGCUGCUGCCCAAGUCCAAGGAGAGCUACCACAGCAAGUGCCAGGAGUACGAGCGGCUGCGCAAGGAGGGCACCAGCCAGAAGGAGAUCGACAAGGUGACAGCCCCCGGUGUCCCCGUCACCCCCUGCCCUGGGUGGUCCCUGGGUGGUCCCUGGGUGGUCCCUGGGUGGUCCCUGGGUGGUUGGUGCCGCCUGUGCUGUCCCCGAUGGUCCCGGAGUCCCCUUCAGUGGUGCCCUCGUGGUGGUUCUUGUUCCUCUUCCCUGGUGGUUCUUGAGCCUCCCUGCAUGCGCUUCCAGGAGGUGGAAGAAGCCCACCUGCGGCACAUGAAGGGGCUCAUCGGCUCCUACUCCCACUCCGUGGAGGACACCCACGUCCAGAUCGGCCAGGUCCACGAGGAGUUCAAGCAGAACGUGGAGAACAUCGGCACGGAGAUGCUGCUCCGGAGGUUUGCCGAGAGCAAAGGCACGGGCAGGGAGCGCCCAGGAGCGUUGGAUUUCGACGAGUACCGGCUGGCUCCAGCGCAGGAAGGACCCAAGAGGAGCCGGAGCAAAGCGUUCCGGAUCCCGGGAUUGAGCCGUAAGGAGCGGGAGCGUGAUGCUGUGUAAGAGCCUGAAUCCUGGUGUUCCU